AUGCCUUCCGAACAAGGACACCGCCUCUACGUCAAGGGACGUCACCUCAGCUACCAGCGUAGCAAGCACGCCCUUACCCCCAACACCAGCUUGGUCAAGAUUGAGGGUGUUGAUGACACCAAGUCCGCCAACUUCUACCUUGGCAAGAAGGUCGCUUUCGUCUACCGUGCCAAGCGUGAGGUCCGCGGCUCCAACAUCCGUGUGAUCUGGGGCAAGGUCACCCGGCCACACGGCAACUCCGGUGUUGUGCGCGCCAAGUUCCGCAACAACCUCCCCCCCAAGUCCCUCGGCGCUACCGUCCGCGUUAUGCUCUACCCCUCCAACAUCUAA
This is a messenger RNA of Penicillium salamii, 330 nucleotides long. The record is from the annotation of a GenBank genome assembly. Lineage: Eukaryota; Fungi; Ascomycota; Eurotiomycetes; Eurotiales; Aspergillaceae.